GCCGUCGUUACAUGCAUUAGUAGAAACAUAUAUAAUUAUCCGUGUUUGAAGGAGUAAAACUAUCCCCAAUUAUGGGUCCUAAAAUAUAGUCAAAAGCUCAAAACUCUUUUUGCUCGCUCCUACGAAUUAAGUCUUGCAUAAACAGUCAAAAUCUUCAAACCUUUUAUUUUGUUUUUCCUCUUCUAAAACUUAUUUCUUGUCAAAAUUUCCUAAAGUGCGACCAUCACUUGGAAAAUAUUGUUGAAUUUUCAUUCAAGAAAUCAAAAUGCUCAAAAUUAAAGUACUCCUAAUAAUGGACCAACAUUCUUGCAUCUAUGUAUAUAUAUAUAUAUGCAUACAUCUCAUAAUCAAUUAACAACGUAAAAUCAUCAUAUCCUCAAUAGACAACAAAAUUCACAAAACCAAAUUGAAAUUGUACAACUUAACUUUUGAAAAGGUGCAAAAAAAAGUACAAUCUAGUACCAUAUUCAGCAAAAAAAAAAAAAAAAAAAAAAAAAAAAAAAAAAAAAAAAAAAAAAAAAAAAAACUCUUGAAAAGAAACACUAGCUAAUUAGCCAUGCAACGCUCAAUGAUAUCAAAAAGCCUAGCCUCAUCAACUCAAAUCCUCCGUCCCUUAAUCCGCGGUAUUCCUCCAUCAAACCCAAAACCACCAUGUGAUAUAUUCAUCAACCACCGAGGGGUUGACACGAAGAGGACAAUAGCCGGUCUUCUGUAUCAACAUCUCUCAGGUCUUGGGUACGACCCUUUCUUAGAUAGCAAGAGUAUGAAACCCGGGGAUAAGCUAUUUGAGAAGAUUGACCCGGCAAUCAAGAAUUGUAGGGUUGGGGUAGCGGUUUUUUCCCCACGUUAUUGUGAAUCGUACUUUUGUUUGCAUGAACUUUCAUUGAUGAUGGAGUGCAAGAAGAAGGUGGUGCCCAUGUUUUGUGAUGUGAAGCCGUCGGAGCUCCGGGUUAAGGAUAAUGGAAAUUGCUCUCCCAAGCAACUUGAGAGGUUUCAUAGGAGUGUUGAAGAGGCUAAAAACAUUGUUGGUCUAACAUUUGAUACCUCAAAUGGAGACUGGUCAGAGUUUUUGACAAAUGCAACAGAAACAAUUCUUCGAAAUUUGGUUGAAGCUGAAGAAGAUGAGAAGUACUUUAAACAUAAUAUUACCAAUUAUUAUGAAGCAAAUUUGGCCGAAAAUUCUAACUAA
This is a messenger RNA of Chenopodium quinoa (quinoa), 1189 nucleotides long. RefSeq names its product TMV resistance protein N-like. The record is from RefSeq and is a predicted model, not a curated record. The transcript is spliced from 2 exons. Lineage: Eukaryota; Viridiplantae; Streptophyta; Magnoliopsida; Caryophyllales; Amaranthaceae. The coding region runs from base 557 to 1189 and encodes 210 amino acids. Gene Ontology annotation, biological process: signal transduction.